AACAACAACAACAACAACAACAACAACAACAACAACAACAACAACAACAACAACAACAACAACAACAACAACAACAACAACAACAACAACAACAACAACAACAACAACAACAACAACAACAACAACAACGACGCUAACGACGACAACGACAACAGCAACGACAACAACAACAACAACAACAACAACAACAACAACAACAACAACAACAACAACAACAACAACAACAACAACAACAACAACAACAACAACAACAACAACAACAACAACAACAACAACAACAACAACAACAACAACAACAACAACAACAACAACAACAACAACAACAACAACAACAACAACAACAACAACAACAACAACAACAACAACAACAACAACAACAACAACAACAACAACAACAACAACAACAACAACAACAACAACAACAACAACAACAACAACAACAACAACAACAACAACAACAACAACAACAACAACAACAACAACAACAACAACAACAACAACAACAACAACAACAACAACAACAACAACAACAACAACAACAACAACAACAACAACAACAACAACAACAACAACAACAACAACAACAACAACAACAACAACAACAACAACAACAACAACAACAACAACAACAACAACAACAACAACAACAACAACAACAACAACAACAACAACAACAACAACAACAACAACAACAACAACAACAACAACAACAACAACAACAACAACAACAACAACGACAACAACAACGACGCUAACGACGACAACGACAACAGCAACGACAACAACAACAACAACAACAACAACAACAACAACAUCAACAACAACAACAACAACAACAACAACAACAACAACAACAACAACAACAACAACAACAACAACAACAACAACAACAACAACAACAACAACAACAACAACAACAACAACAACAACAACAACAACAACAACAACAACAACAACAACAACAACAACAACAACAACAACAACAACAACAACAACAACAACAACAACAACAACAACAACAACAACAACAACAACAACAACAACAACAACAACAACAACAACAACAACAACAACAACAACAACAACAACAACAACAACAACAACAACGACGCUAACGACGACAACGACAGCAACGACAACGACAACAGCAACAACAACAACAACAACAACAACAACAACAACAACAACAACAACAACGACGCUAACGACGACAACGACAGCAACGACAACGACAACAGCAACGACAACAACAACGACAACGGCAACAGCAACGACAACAACAACGACAACGGCAACAGCAACGACAACGACAACAACAACGACAACGGCAACAGCAACGACAACAACAACGACAACGGCAACAGCAACGACAACAACAACAACAACAACAACAACAACAACAACAACAACAACAACAACAACAACAACAACAACAACAACAACAACAACAACAACAACAACAACAACAACAACAACUGCAACAACGACAACGACAACAACAACAACAACAACGACGCUAACGACGACAACGACAAUGACGAAAAUGACAACAACUACUACAACAACGAUAACAACGAUAACAAUGGCAACAACAAUAACAACAACAAUGAGAACGACGACAACAACAACGGCAACGGCAAGAACGACAACAGCAACGACAACGUAGUGGUAUACAGUUUGAUACAAACUGAAAAGAUGUUAAAACAGGUUCCAAUAAUGGGCACGUGGAAACAGGUAUCACAGCGCAUCAAAGUGUUAAGAGAUUCCGGAAAUAUAACAAAAAAGAGGGAUGAAAGGAACCGCCUGGAAAAGGUGCAAGAGCUCCUGUCCCUCACUGAGGUGAAGCAGCCUUUGGGUAGUCUCUCCUCAGGGGUUUACACCUACCCACGUGCCAAUUGGCUGGUCUCAUUCGGGAGGCUAGGGUCAAGCAGUCAUGCCGCCGUUGACACUUACACUGGUCCGCCUGCAGCCAAGCCAGGGAAGCCUCUGAUUUCCCCUCAGACGUUCUCCCUGAUUGAGAAAGGAGCACGAGCUGAACCAGCUGAAUCGGCUGCUGCCCCCACGAGCAAAGCCCAAAGCCGAAGGGGCGGACCGAAACGUCCGAGGCUGGAGACAGACUCUGAGGGAGAGUCUGGACCCCUAGGCUUCGAAAAUGCAUACCAACUGGUCAGGGCAUUGGAGAUGCAGCAAAAAAUCCGGGUGUCAAUCAGGGUUGCUAGAGACCAGGGCAUGAUCAUUAUGUUCAAAGACCAAGUUACCCUGAAUUUCCUGCAGGAUUAA
Penaeus chinensis is the source of this 2280-nucleotide messenger RNA. RefSeq names its product probable cyclin-dependent serine/threonine-protein kinase DDB_G0292550. The record is from RefSeq and is a predicted model, not a curated record. The annotation marks the transcript as partial. The transcript has 10 exons. Lineage: Eukaryota; Metazoa; Arthropoda; Malacostraca; Decapoda; Penaeidae.